This is a messenger RNA of Ustilago hordei, 2415 nucleotides long. RefSeq lists its product as uncharacterized. Bases 1 to 2415 code for a protein of 804 amino acids. Gene Ontology annotation, cellular component: transcription factor TFIIF complex; nucleus. Gene Ontology annotation, molecular function: TFIIF-class transcription factor complex binding; RNA polymerase II general transcription initiation factor activity; DNA binding. The transcript has a single exon. The record is from RefSeq and is a predicted model, not a curated record. Gene Ontology annotation, biological process: positive regulation of transcription elongation by RNA polymerase II; transcription initiation at RNA polymerase II promoter. Lineage: Eukaryota; Fungi; Basidiomycota; Ustilaginomycetes; Ustilaginales; Ustilaginaceae.
AUGCCUCCUGUCAAGCCAGAGCCAGGCAGCGUCAAGACCGAGAAUGCAGGAGGCUCAGCACAAGGACUGCGACCUGCUAAUGGCAGUGCAAGGUCCAAUCUCAAGGUCGAACAAGACAAGAACGACAUUUCACCACCGCCGCCAACAACAUACAGAGACAUUCCCUUGCUCUCGACCAACUGUGGAGAAUGGCUCACGCAUCUUAUGAAGUUCGCCCAUCAUACUCGUGUCGACCCCAACGAUACUAGGCAGUUCAUUCCGCCACUCAAGCUCAACCGGAAGAAUCCACCGAGGCUCAAGUUGCCUCGUCCCAACCCAGGCGAUCCCAUCACGGACAAGUACAAUCGACCUAUGAUGGGCAAGGAUGGUGAGCCGCUUACAUGGCCUCGUCCCAAUGACGACCUGCAACGUAUUGAGGAGGCUAUCCAGAAGCAAGUUGCUUCCAAAGGUCCCGGUGCAGAUCAAGCUUUGGUUGCACCAGGUGCAAGUGCCAGGCCAGCCAAGAGCAAACUGUUCAAGAAAAAGGUGCGAGAGAUUCACAAAGCAGCGGACAGUGCUAGAAAGACGAUGAAGGAAGAACACUUCCCCUGGGUUCUGGAGGACUUUGAAACAUGCGAGGAAUGGGAAAGCAUCCGUACUCCCAUCCCAACUGGUGCACGCGCCCUGCAAGAUCACAUAGACGAGCUCAAGAACAAGGGCGGCAGAAAGGAGAGCACUGAUGUAAAUGGUCAUGUCAAGAUGCAAGAUUCGUCGAGUAGAGUCAAGUGUGAAGCGGGUGUCAAGCAAGAGUCUGCCGCAUCUGCCACUUCGCAUGCACCUUGGAUCGGAAAGCUGGAGGGUGACUCUAGCUCGGAAGCAUCUUCGCUUCACGUGCUCUUUGUGUUUGACGAGCGGGAUGCAGGUGGUUUCAAGGUGGUCCCUGUCUCGCGCAUGUACAAGUUUCUACAAAAGCCAAAACACUCGACGUUGACCAACGAGCAGGUGGAGCAAGAGUACCAAAAGUAUCAGAAGACUAAAGAGAUGGACCGAUGGGCACUCCGCAACAAGCCGGUUGCGUCCGGCAGCUCAGUGUCAAAGCAGCAAGACAGCGUAGCCUGGCGCAAUUGGCCGCAAGUGAACCAGCUUUCGUUGCCUACGGGCAUGUCAUUUGGCGCAGCUCGUCGUCGUAACCUCAUGGCUGUUCACGGUGGUGAGCUGUUGCGUGAUGAUGAAGAUGAUGAUCAUGCUAGUCGGCCAGGUCGAAGCAAGAGGCAAGACAGUCCCGGUGCUGGCUACGACGAACUCGACUAUGAGGAAGAAUUUGCAGAUGAUGAAGAGCUGCACCAUCCCGAAGCCGAUGUGGCAGAUGACGAGGAAGCCAAGGAGCUCGAAGAACGUCUGAAACGUGAAAUGGCUCGUGCCAACCAUGUCGGUGACGCAGAGGAUGCAGGCCAAGAGGCGAGCUCACCGGAGGAUGAGGAUCAGAUGCUGACAGGAAGCGGCAAGCAAAUGAUGAAGAUCAUGCGGGCACUUGCCAAGCGUGACGGCAACGAAGCCUACCAGAAGGACGACGAUGGACGCAAUCCUUAUGCCUCGGAUGAUUCAGAUGAAGAGGAAGAGUCCUACGUUGCCAAUCCCGAAAAAGCGAUUCAGCUGGCAAGAGAAGAGCGUGAACAAAAAGAAAAGGAAGCAGCCAAGAACAAGGGCAAGUCGACUCCAGGCACCGCCUCUGGUUCCAACACACCUACCGACCGUGUCGAGAAGAAACCUGCCACACUCGGAGGAGGAGGAGGAGUAGUAGUAGUAGUAGGAGGAGGAGGAGGAGGAGGAGGAGGAGGAGGAGGCAACAGUCAGACUCAACAGCGACCAGGAGCUGGGCACGCCAGCCUUGCUCAGCGUGCCACCAGUCCGACUCGGGGUGCUUUCAAGAUGGGAAGCAAGCCAGUCAGUCGAGCUUCGAGUCCGGGAGGUGGCGACUCGCCUCCUCUGGCUUCGGGAGGAGGAUCUGAGGGCGUUGCUGGCUCUGCUGGCUCUGCUGGUUCUGCUGGUUCUGGUCUGAAACGUCGAGCUGACUCGCCUGGUGCAGGUAGCGCUGCAGGAUGCAAGGGAAGCCAUCGACCGGAUGCCAAACGGGUCAAGACGGGCAGUACUGGAUCUCGUGCAGGUUCUCCCUCGGGAUCGUCGCCGGCCGGAUCGAAAGCUGCUUCGCGUGCUGGUAGUCCUGGUGCAGCACGUAUUCCUGCAAACGCAGUCGAGGCUGAGAUCAUUCAACUCAUUCGAGAGGGCAAGAUUGCCAACACGAGUGAAUUGGUGCAGCACUUCCGAAAGAGAUUGAAGUCCGAACCGCACAUCAAGGAUCAGCUGAGUGCAGCGGUGCGUAAGGUGGCAGUGAUGGACAAGGCUACCAACCGACUCAAGCUCAAGGAUGGCUUCUGA